AUGCCGAGGUCGGUGGUAGUCGCUGGGGGCGGCAUUAGUGGGCUGACCGCCUGCUACCAUCUGGUGAAGGAUGCCAAGGUGCCCAAGGUGAUUUUGCUGGAGAGCAGCUCCAGGCUCGGCGGAUGGAUGCGCUCCACGCGGACAGACGAUGGCGCUGUGUUUGAGCAUGGCCCCCGCGGCAUGCGCCCGGCGGGAGUGGUGGGCAAGAACUCCCUGUGUAUGGUGUCUGAACUCGGCCUGGAGAGCGAUCUGAUCCCCAUCCCAAGUAGUCACCCCGCUGCCAGGAACCGUUUCCUCUACGUCCACAAGGCUCUGCACAGAAUGCCCUCCAGUCUGGGGGGGGUCCUCCGUACCAUCCCCCCCUUCUCCAGACCAUUGUUCCUGUGUGGCCUGCAGGACCUGACCGCUCCCCGCGGGUCCCGGGAGGACGAGAGCGUCCAUGAUUUCUUCACAAGACGCUUCGGGAAAGAGUUGGCGGACAUCGUGGUGGACAGUCUGUGUCGGGGGGUAUUUGCCGGGGACUGUCGGAGGCUCAGCCUGCGCUCCUGCUUUCCCUUCCUGCAUGAUGCUGAAGCUCGGAAGAGAUCGGUCAUCCUGGGUAUGGCGACAGGCGGAGAGAAAACCCCGGAACUGGAUUCACCUCUCAUCCAGAAGGCCAAGAAGGAGCGUUGGAGCCAGUGGUCGCUGCGCGGGGGGAUGCAGACGCUGUCUGAUGCACUGGAGGAUUACAUCAAGCAGAGGGGGGUAGAGAUACACAAGGACACCCCCAUGGAGGCCAUGGAGAGGACCCCCAACAACAGCUGGAAGGUGCCUGCCAGGGGUGGGCGGAACAAACUCAAAAUUCAGCUUCCACCGAAACGGGUUAUUUUUUUCUCGUUGGAGCGGGUGGGAGGAGUUAUAGCCCCAAGGGGGUGA
This is a messenger RNA of Staurois parvus, 915 nucleotides long. Lineage: Eukaryota; Metazoa; Chordata; Amphibia; Anura; Ranidae. The record is from the annotation of a GenBank genome assembly.